Messenger RNA from Prorocentrum cordatum, 743 nucleotides. The record is from the annotation of a GenBank genome assembly. NCBI's taxonomy places the organism in Eukaryota, Dinophyceae, Prorocentrales, Prorocentraceae.
CGAGGAGUCGGUCGCGUCCGCGUCCAGCGCGGGGGAGGUCGGAGACGCCCACCGCGAGGGCCGGCCGAGGCGCUCGUCGCUGCGCGCCCACCUCGGCUUCGAGCUCCCCCCCGCCGAGCCCCGCGAGGCCGCGGCCGAGGAGGCCGGCGGGGCCGAGGAGGGGGCGCCGGAGAGGCACGGCGGCGGCAGCGGGCCCUCGAAGUGGCUGGGCGGCUGGCUGGCUGGUCUAAUGGCGGGCCGGCUCGUCGGCGGGCGCGCGAACGCGCUGGACGUGGGCGACAAGCUGGCGUGCAGCUCGGCGGCCCGGUCAGGCGGCGCCUCGGUGGACUCCAUCGUGGACCUGGUGGAGGCGGAGAGGGAGCUGUGGGCCGAGGAGAGGCUGGCCCUGGAGGCCCGGCUCGAGGAGCUCCGGGAGCAGCAGAAGCUGCGGCUGGCCCAGGAGGGCGGGGGCGCCGGGGCAGACCCCGAGAAGGAGUCCCUGAGGAAGCGGGUCCAGGAGCUGCGCGGUGCCAUCAAGGAGGGGCCCGCAGCCGCUUCGGCGCCUGGGUCUGCGAGAGGCACAUGCAGGAGAGCGACGAUGAGGACGACGACGGUGGGCCGAUGCGGAACUCGGACAAGGACGCCCUGCGCGAGCAGCUGAUGAGACUUGAGAAGGACAUCAAGGACCCCACCGGCGGCGCCUCCCGAGGCGUAGCGCGCGGUCGCCGCGCUCGGGGGCGGCCGUGGCCGCCGCGUGCUGGCGG